CUUAGUAAUUCAAGUUUGUCAAGAGAAAGGUUGGAUAAGAUUUCUAUUAAAAAAGAAGUUGAAUCAGUUGCUGACCAUAGCUGCAUGAUUUAAAUUAUAGCUUUAUUUUUACCAAAAAAUGAAUUAAAUUUAGAUAAAUGUAUAAAAAUUGCUUUAUUACAUGAUUUGGCAGAAAUGAUGUUAGGAGACAUAAUUUCUAUUGAGAAUAUACCAGCACAAUUGAAGAAAUAGAAAGAGGAUAAUGUAAUCAAAAUGAUGAUCAAAGAUUUAGAUGAAUAUCUAAAAUAAGAAUUAUAUAGUAUUCAUAAAGAAUACGUUAAUGGAGAGAGUAUGGAAGUUGAAUUUGUGAGAGAAUUAGAUAAAUUAGAAAUGUUAUUCUUUGCAUUUGAUAAUGAAAAGUAGUAUAAAGUUAAAUUGGAUGAAUUUAUACAAGUGAGACUAGAAUAAAGAAUAAAUAAGUUAGACCAUUAUUAGAUGAGUUACUUAAAUAGAGAGAAGAAUUCUUAUCGUAAUGAAUAUUAUUAAUUUUAAUAUGAUGUAAAGUUCUACUCGUAACCGUUCAGAACAAUUAAUCUACUAAAGAAGAUAAUAAGAAUAGUAGGUUGGCAAAUUGAAUACAAAGCUUAGAUAAGAGCAUUACGAGAAGACCUUUGCAGCUUGGGAAAAUAAAGGAAAAGAUGUUGCCAAUUUGUAAUAUACAAAGAAUAGGUAUUAAAAUAGCAUAUUUUAGGCUUCAAUAAAUUCGUUCAGAAGCUGAAGCUAAUAAGAAUCAAAGAA
Paramecium sonneborni is the source of this 777-nucleotide messenger RNA. NCBI's taxonomy places the organism in Eukaryota, Ciliophora, Oligohymenophorea, Peniculida, Parameciidae. The record is from the annotation of a GenBank genome assembly.